This is a messenger RNA of Triticum turgidum subsp. durum (durum wheat), 1302 nucleotides long. The record is from the annotation of a GenBank genome assembly. NCBI's taxonomy places the organism in Eukaryota, Viridiplantae, Streptophyta, Magnoliopsida, Poales, Poaceae.
AUGGCCUCUUCUCUGUCGGUGCUGUUGCUCCUGUGCCUGGCGGCAUCGUCCUCGGCGCAGCUUUCGCCUAGGUUCUACGCGACGUCGUGCCCCAGGGCGCUGGCCAUCAUCAGGAGGGGUGUGGCGGCCGCCGUUAACAUACCUUCCUAUAUGUUCUUGUUGCCCCGCUACGUAAAUCACGGCUGCGACGCGUCCGUACUGCUGAGCGACACCGCCAGCUUCACCGGCGAGCAGGGGGCAGCUCCGAACGCCGGCUCAAUUCGUGGCAUGAACGUCAUCGACAACAUCAAGGCGCAGGUCGAGGCCGUGUGCACGCAGACUGUCUCGUGCGCCGACAUCCUCGCCGUGGCCGCCCGCGACUCCGUCGUCACCUUGGGAGGGCCUUCGUGGACCGUUCCUCUGGGAAGGAGGGACUCGACGACGGCGAGCUUGUCUCUGGCCAACAGCGACCUUCCGCCGCCAUCCUUCGACGUGGCCAACCUCACGGCCAACUUCGCCGCCAAGGGGCUCAGCGUGACCGACAUGGUCGCCCUCUCUGGCGCCCACACCAUCGGUCAGGCACAGUGCCAGAACUUCCGGGACAGGCUCUACAACGAGACCAACAUCGGUACGGCCUUCGCAACAUCUCUCAAGGCCAACUGUCCCCGGCCGACCGGGUCCGGCGACAGCAGCCUGGCACCGCUGGACACGACGACGCCCAACGCGUUCGACAACGCGUACUACCGCAACUUGAUGUCACAGAAGGGGCUCCUGCACUCUGACCAGGUUCUGAUCAACGACGGACGCACCGCGGGCCUGGUCCGGACGUACUCGUCGGGGUCGGCGCAGUUUAACAGGGACUUCAGGGCGGCCAUGGUCAGGAUGGGGAACAUCAGCCCGCUCACCGGGACGCAGGGGCAGGAUAUGAACUUCGCCGACGUGGCGACGUGGGAGCAGGCACGAGAGUUGACGCCUUUCCCGCGGCUUCUCACCGACGAGGAUCGUUGCAAGCACCGGAGGCGGGAGCGUCGUCUCAGGCUGGCCGAGAUGGACGAGCAAGCCAUGGCGCUGUGGAGCCAUCGCUUCCCGGAAGACACCAACGAGGAACAGUUUUUCGCCCAGAGGAGGGCGAAGAGGGCGAAGAGGAGGAAGGAGCGAGCCGCGUAUCGCGAGGACAAGCGAACGCGGAGGGUGGUAGCUAAAUACAACAUCGUGCUAGGAGACGCGUCCUCCUGGGACUCUGGCGACGAGCGGUUCCUUGACGCCUACGCACAUACGUCGGACGAGGACAUCAUCGAGACAGAGUCCGAGUCGGACGAGUAA